This is a messenger RNA of Adineta ricciae, 725 nucleotides long. The record is from the annotation of a GenBank genome assembly. NCBI's taxonomy places the organism in Eukaryota, Metazoa, Rotifera, Eurotatoria, Adinetida, Adinetidae.
AUGGGAAACAGCAAAUCAACCAGCUCUAAAACAACUCAACAAACAGUCGGAAAUGCAAACAACACAUGUGGGUGUCAAUGCAUUGAUAUACGAAGAAUCCAAGAAGUUCUUUUGAUAUGGCUAGAUGCCAACAUUGAGAACAACAAUGACGAUGUACAGAACACCAUUACUCUAUUAAGACGUGCCGUUAAUGAUGUGAACACGUAUACAGAUAAUGAUAAAUGCAUUCAAUUCGUGAAAUCAAUUGAAAACCGUAAGGCAUGUAUGAUUAUAUCAGGUUCACUUGGACAGCUUAUUGUUCCUCAGAUACACGAACUAUCUCAAGUGGAUUCUAUAUUUAUUUUCCGCGGCAAUAAACGACGACAUAAAGGAUGGACAAAAGAUUGGCCAAAGAUUAAGGGAAUUUUCACAGAAAUCAAACCCAUCUGUAAAGCUCUUAAACGAGUAGCACAGCAAUGUGAACAAAACGCUGUUUCCAUCAGCUUCGUAGCAUCUGGCAAAAAGUUGGAUCAACUGGAUCCUUCUUUUAUGUAUACACAGCUCAUCAAGGAGAUACUAUCAACCAUCAAAUUCGAUAACAAACACAUUCAGGAUUAUGUCAAGUAUUGUCGUGAAAUUUUCCACGAUAAUGAUGAAGAACUAAAAAAAUGUGAAGUUGCUGGAACAGGAAUACCAUCUGAAAAAAACCCAUAUGGUGGUACACCUAUGAGUGUUUUUUCUACCGC